This is a messenger RNA of Mixia osmundae IAM 14324, 1161 nucleotides long. RefSeq lists its product as uncharacterized. The transcript has 12 exons. Bases 1 to 1161 code for a protein of 386 amino acids. NCBI's taxonomy places the organism in Eukaryota, Fungi, Basidiomycota, Mixiomycetes, Mixiales, Mixiaceae. The record is from RefSeq and is a predicted model, not a curated record.
AUGCCUACCACGGCUAUAUUCCUCAAGCUGCUAAUCUUCCUCACUGCGAUAGCGCCAUGCAUGGCAAUACCUCCCCUGUUUCCAGAUACGAUCGAUCUUACAGUCGGUCUGACACUCACCUGCGGGAUAAUGAAACCUCGUGCGUCGAUACACAAGGGAGCAAGGGUCAGAUUGUUGAUAACGCCCUCGUUUGAUGUCGAACUGCUUGAUUCGGCAGCUGGCGAUACGCUAUACGAAGAUGGGCCUCGAGAAUAUAUAAUGGAGAAGGUCUAUAUGGACUAUGUCCUCCUCUCAGAUGUGCAAGUCACCACACAAAGCUGGCUUUCGGAGGACAUCAAGAAUUGCUGCAAGAUCACCGCCUUCUUCUGGCUCAUCUUCGAAUACACGACGGAAGCCGGCUACUGUCGGGCUCAAGCUAGAUACUUGCAAGCAAUACUGACCUGUCUGUUGCAGUGGAUGUCAAACUCGAUGAGGAAAAGACCGCAGCGGCUUAUGCCUGCAACGAAUUCGGCGGGCCAACAGAUGGCUUUCCGCGCUGCAGUGUCCCCUUGCCCGACCAUAUCGAGCCAAAUAUGGCAUCGCUCUAGCAAUCUGUCCACGCACGACGAGAGCGAAUGCGACGACUUCGCUCUGGAGCUCUCACUUCUUCCGUCUUCAUACCAACAUAUAUAUCAGAUGCUCGCCUUCGCUUACACGCUGUUUGUGGCCUCAGUCGCUGGAAUCGCGUUGAGCAGCGCACCCGAUAACCGUGGAGAUCUAUCCUUCACCGUUGAUGCAAAUGUCAUGUUUCAGACCUGUGCCUAUCCGCUUGCGGCAGGCGGCUCGGCGGAUCAAAAACUCGCAAAAGCGAUUUCGGUCACGAUCAGCCUUUCGGGUAAUCCGAUAGAGCCCACUCCGGUCGGCAAUCUUGAUACAUCCACCGGCGGCCAGGCUGGCAUCAUCGUCGCUGUUAUGUCCUACGCCAACGAGAUCGAUCCGUACUAUCAAGUCGGCAUCCAAUUUGAUGUCGAUACAGUCAGCAAUCUCGAUGGUCGAAUGACGGAUACCGCUGCAAAUCUGCAUCUGACCUGCGACAGCAGCGGUACAUGUCCUUUCAAGCCCCAUAGCGGCACGAAGCUUUGCCCACAUGACCGCUUCGCCAUCUCCGGCAAGCACAAUUGA